Molecule: messenger RNA, 2153 nt
Organism: Manacus vitellinus (golden-collared manakin)
Lineage: Eukaryota; Metazoa; Chordata; Aves; Passeriformes; Pipridae
Gene: NEU2
Product: neuraminidase 2
Exons: 6
Coding region: 756-1982 (408 amino acids)
Biological process (GO): oligosaccharide catabolic process; ganglioside catabolic process
Cellular component (GO): cytoplasm; lysosome; membrane
Molecular function (GO): exo-alpha-sialidase activity
Source: RefSeq, a predicted model, not a curated record
UGGCACUGACCUGUCCUCCCUCAGCCCCGGGGCGCAGCGCUGCCCCCCAUCCCCUGCACCUCUCUGCCUAUGUGUGCCUGGCGCCGGCUUUGAGGGAGAAAAAGGGGUGGGAGAAGGGGGCUCUCCUGAACUGCUUCCAGAUCUGGUGCAUAUGGUGCAUUUCUUCUCCAGGGGCGAAACCCUGAGAUGGAGGAAUGUAACUGGGAAACUCAGCCUAAUCCCUCCUGCCGGGAAGUGCACCCCUGGUUACCCCACAGGAUUGGCCGCUAUCUGCCUCUCCUCCUCCGGCGGGGCUUCGCACCCGAUCGCUCAUUUCUCCCGUCUCCCUUUCCUUAGCGUCGCUACUUCCAUAAGGAUAUAUUGCCUCGUUUAGGCAAAAAAGUCCUUCAGCUUAUGUGAACUAGAUCUUGAUCUGGCACACUGGAAAGCUCAGUCAUUAAGUCAUUAAGAAGCAGAACGGGAAAGAAAAACAGCUGGAAAUGUCAUUGAAGGCUCAGAGAAGGCUGUGAGUCCAGUUCAUGUCCAGUCCCGGAGCAGGAGGUUGGAAGGACCAGACAACCGAAAGGAAAUACCAGGAAACUAAAAAGAGAAGAGGCAGUCCAGCAAAUCGUAUUCAUGAAAAAUUCCCCAAACCCUUCUAGUCAGUGGGAGUUUCACACCAAGAAAGGCCACAAGAUGAGUGAUCCUUGUGCUGGAUCCAGUCAGCAUGAUGAGAAAACUACCUGACUGAAAAACAGAAGGGGCAAGACUCAAGCAUGGGGAGGAAGAGGUCUACUUCUGGAGCAGGAGACUGCUGUGAAGAGAGGAACUCACGCCCAGCUGGAGGCUUCAGGAAAUGCACAAUGGCUUCGUUCCCUGUCUUGGAGCAAGAGACGUUGUUCCGGAACGGAACCUGGAGCUAUCGCAUUCCAGCCCUGCUCUACCUGCCCCGGUUCAGCAUGAUCCUGGCGUUUGCCGAGGAGCGGGAGGAUGUGGUGGAUGAACACGCCAAGCUCAUAGCGAUGCGCAGGGGCGUGUACGACCCCAGCACACACCACGUCCAGUGGAAUAACAUGGAGACCCUUUUCACUGCACAGCUGAAAGACCACCGAUCUAUGAACCCCUGCCCGGUUUACGAUGAGGUCUCCGGGAAGCUGAUCCUGUUCUUCAUAGCUGUCCCAGGAAAGAUCUCCGAGCAGCAUCAGCUCAGGACAAAGAUUAACCUGGUACGCCUCUGCUACGUCACCAGCAUGGACCAAGGGCGCACCUGGAGCGCUGCCCAGGAUGUCACCGACGGCACCAUCAGGACCGAGUACAAGAACUGGGCCACGUUUGCGGUGGGGCCGGGUCACGGAUUACAGUUGCUCAACGAGGCCCGGAGCCUGGUGAUUCCCGCCUAUGCCUAUCGUAUCUUGGACCCUAAGCAGCACCCCACCCCUCACGCCUUCUGCUUCAUCAGCUCUGACCAUGGCACAACGUGGGAGCUGGGCAACUUCGUGGGCGAGGAGAGCGCGGUGGAGUGCCAGGUAGCAGAGGUGCAUACCUGUGGCAGGAGGGUCCUGUACUGCAACGCGAGGAGCACCAGGGGAGCCCGAAUCCAGGCCGUCAGCUACAACCAUGGGCUGGACUUCGAGGGAGGGCAGCGGGUUGAAAUGCUAGUGGAACCUCCCUUUGGAUGCCAUGGAAGUGUUACUGCCUUUCCACCUCCCCCUGAUGCCAGGUGCCAAGACAGUUGGUUACUCUAUGCUCACCCUACAGACCCAAAGGGUCGGAAAGAUUUAGGAAUUUACCUCAACAAAAGCCCUUUAAAUCCAGCACACUGGACAAAACCUAGCAUCCUCUUCAGGGGCCUGUGUGCUUAUUCGGAUCUGCAGUACAUGGGUGUUGGACCCGAUGGCUCACCCUUGUUCUCCUGCCUCUUUGAAUAUGGGACCCGCCGGCAGUGCGAAGAGAUGAUCUUUGUCAUGUUCACCUUGAAGCAAGCCUUUCCCUCAGAGCUCUGAGUCUCAAGCCUUUCCACCAGCAUCCCUCCAAACACCACCUUUGCUGAUACUUUUCACUAUCACUUCUCAUCUUUGAGCAGGAGGUUUUUUGUACUCCUGCUGCACACUUAGUUUGGCGUUGGCUUGCGGCGUCUGUAGAUUAUGAAGUCUAUUAAAUGUAACAAAACUUAA